Messenger RNA from Nematocida ausubeli, 2580 nucleotides. RefSeq lists its product as uncharacterized. Gene Ontology annotation, molecular function: RNA binding; protein binding. Lineage: Eukaryota; Fungi; Microsporidia. Gene Ontology annotation, cellular component: nucleolus; small-subunit processome. Gene Ontology annotation, biological process: rRNA processing. The coding region runs from base 1 to 2580 and encodes 859 amino acids. The transcript has a single exon. The record is from RefSeq and is a predicted model, not a curated record.
AUGGCAAAAAUACUAUUCGGACAGAGAGCAGUUAAAAAAGAGAAGAAAGAGACUCAGGAUGUAGUGUACCCCCAUGGGACACAUGUCUUAGGGGCAUUCUACAUGGAGAGAGAAGACUCAAUUAGGUUCAAGCUACCAAAUGGCCGUCUGGGGGUUGUCUUAAAAAGAGGACUUGAGAAUGACAUUGAAGGCAGCAACCAAACACUCCCAAAGAAAAUGGUUAAAGAAUUUAAGAAAGAUAUUUAUGUUGAGCUACUUGUCCAAGGGGCAACUGACUCAGGAUACGAGUGCACAAUAUUCACACAGAAGACACUCAAGGCCAGCUCAAUUGUCACUGGUAUAAUUGAAGGAGAAGAAGAAGUAGGAUACACAGUCUCACUGGGUAUGCCUGGAAAGACAGCCUUAUUAAAGACAAGCAAGAAAUACUCAGAGGGUGAACUGGGUACGUUCCAAGUCACUGCAGUCACGCCUUCUACGUAUAUGCUUACUGACGAGCUAGACAGAGAGAUAUACGUUGGAGAGAGGGCUACUAUAUCGCCUGGUAUUAUAGUGCGGACUAAUAUUACGGGUAGACCAAAAUAUGUUCUUGGGGAUAUUCGGCCAAAAUACACAAGCAUGCACUACUCGUACACUGCAGAUGGAAUGUCCAUAGGCAGCAUGAUAGUUGAAAGCAAGGAAGAAUUAUCUGAGGAUGACGAGCAGACGUCAAUUAUUGUCUUUGUCUCAGAGGAUAAAACCCUGAUACACGCAGUGCCAAUUGAAGAGUACGCCCAGGAGAUACAUAAGAGCCUUCCCUCCCCAGAUUUAGUUGGGCAGGUAUUUAUGGGAGAGGCAGAAGACAUUAGGCCAUCCGGUCUUUCAACAAUUCGUCUGGAGACAGGUUUGCUUGCUGUUAUGUACGAAGAGCACUACUCUGACAUCGCCAGGAAAGGGUCAAAGCCAUCUUUUGAGAUUGGGGAAAGGAUCCAGGUGUGCGUGUACAUGGUAAAUGGGUAUUCUGUUGUGGUUUCAGCAAAGAACGCACUUAUAAAGGCCCCUAAGCCAGAACUUCCACUGAAGGUGGGCUCCUGUGUUGUAGGCAUUGUCAAGCGAGUUACGCCUGUGUUUUUGGUGUGCGAAACAUUUGGAGGUGCCUGCAUUUCUGUUGGGCGCAUGAGCGGAGAUGAAGACUCUGAUAUAGGCGCAAUUAAGUAUAUUAAGGUAAGAAAGCUUCCAAAGGAGGAGGGCAUGAACCUUAGAGGAUCUGCAAUUACUAAGGAAGAGUUCUUAAACCCAAAGAAGCGCAAGGAGAAUAAAGAAAACAAAGAAAACUCCGAGAAAGAAAAUAUCAAGAAGACCAAGGAGAAGAAGAAGCCAAGGACACCAGAAGAGCUUGAAGCACUGCGCGUAAAAGAAGAAGCCAUAAAGAUGAAAAAUAUUCAAAAGUUCAAAAAUGGAGAUGUUGCAACAGGUGUUAUAACACACAUAUACAAAUACGGAGCAUUCGCCACGAUUGCACCACAUCUGUCAGCACGUAUCCAGAUAGGUGAAAUCAGCAGCAGAUUUGUCCAGGACUGGGCAACCCUUGUGCACGUCGGCCAGAGAGUGCGAAUUGUUCUCUUUGACAUUGACUAUGAGGCUGGGAAAGUAGAGGGCUCCAUCAAGAAGUACGAAGUACUGAAUACAAUUGAAGCUGCUCCUGCAGAAGAAACACAGCACGUUCUGGACUGCACUGCAGAAGAUGGGCCACUAGUGUACAACGAAGAAGAAGACGAAGAGACUGAAGAGGAAAGCUCAGAAGAAGAUGAAGAUCUUAAGAUGGAGCUAUUCAACAGCAAGGAUGGAAUUGAGCCAUGGAAAAAGCGCAUGCAGAACAUGCAGCCAGAAGGCCUUCUCAGGAUAUACAACAAGGCAAUCAACUACCUGCAGUCACUUAACUCCAAGAAGCAGAUCUGUCUUGUAUACGUAGCACUCCUUGGAGAGGUUAAUGCCCCCAUUAAGCCAGAGUACUUAGAGCCGUUGGAGGAAGGCGUGCGAAGAGAUGGAAGUGUUUUCCUCAAGCAAUCAAUAGACACAGUAAGAUCCGGAAAGAACAGAGAUUUAUACAAGCACCUCUGCCUGCGGUACAUAAAGGAAAGAAGCGAGUCUCCAUUCGGAUACAAAGAGCUGAUUAAUUAUGCUAAUAUGGAGAAGAGCCUUGACCAGAUCAGAAGCAUACCAGAAAUACUUGCCCAUGCAGAGAUGAAGCAAGCAGAUAGAAAGUCUGUGGAUGUUUGCUACAUUGAGACACUCUACCGUCUCUCAAAGGUUGAAGGGCGGUCUGCAAUUGAGAAGCAGAUAGCUGGAAUUCAGAACAAGAGCAAGGAAGAGUGGGUUAUUAAGUAUAUCACGCUUGAAAUGGGAAGCAUUGAGAAGAGCGCAGAUAUCGCGUACACUAGAAAUGUUCUUCAUAAAUCAGUGCACUCAACAGACCUAGCAGAGGAGGCCAUUAAGAGUCUCUUUAAGAUGUACCUCAAAUUCGAGAAAGAGUACGGAACAAAAGAGAGAGAAGAGAAGGUAUUGGAGAUGGCAAAGGAUUACGUUGCCAAAUUAGACAAAUAA